This is a messenger RNA of Symbiodinium natans, 726 nucleotides long. The record is from the annotation of a GenBank genome assembly. Lineage: Eukaryota; Dinophyceae; Suessiales; Symbiodiniaceae.
AUGGCGUUCAACGAUGGCAACUGCCUCUGGGUUCGUGGCAUCCCGCCGGAGUGCCAGAAGGAGGACCUGCUGAAGCUCUUCAGGAGCUACGGGCAGGUCGCAAAUGUGCAGAUACCCUGCGACCCCGCCACAAGGCGGCACAAAGGCUACGCCUUCGUCACCAUGAUCAGCAUGGCGCAGGCGAAAGACUGCAUCCAGGCACUGCAUGGAGCUGAGCUGGGAGGCCACGGGCUCUUAGUUGAGAUGUCGAAGCGCGGUGCCGCCUAUGGGAAGACCCCAGGCAUCUACCUUGGCAGCACCAAGAGCUGCGGUUCCAUCUUGAGGCGCCGGAGCAGCGAGGAGCGCGCCCUCACCCGGCUAGAGCGCCCCUUGGAGCCUGGGCUGCUCAAGGGCGAGGAGGCGGCCUUUCCCGAGCCGCUCUCCGAGCCGAUGAGCUCGGCAGCCUUUGCCUCUGCAGCGGAGCCGGUGACAGAACCAGGUGGCGAGCCAUUGACGGAGGAGGACCCCCCCGCAGAGCCGCAACGUUGCCCAGCACCGAGGACGUGCCGAGAGGACUCCCCGCCUCCCUUGAAGCAGAAGCUCGUGGAGGGGCUGAAGAGUCCGAGGUCCAGCCGCAUCAGCGAGCUCGAGGCUGCCAAUGUCCGGGCCGCGGCGCAGCAGACGGCGGACAGCCUCCUGCUGCAGUUCCAGCGGCAAGGCGCGGCUGUUUUCUAUGAUAACAUAUGA